This is a messenger RNA of Calidris pugnax (ruff), 756 nucleotides long. RefSeq names its product cadherin-23-like. Gene Ontology annotation, cellular component: plasma membrane. The record is from RefSeq and is a predicted model, not a curated record. Gene Ontology annotation, biological process: homophilic cell-cell adhesion. Gene Ontology annotation, molecular function: calcium ion binding. The coding region runs from base 136 to 756 and encodes 206 amino acids. NCBI's taxonomy places the organism in Eukaryota, Metazoa, Chordata, Aves, Charadriiformes, Scolopacidae. The transcript has 6 exons.
GUUGGGGAAGGGGGGAGUCUGUGCGCGGAGAAUGCGCGGAGCCUCGGGCAUCUCCCCCCCGCCCAGGGGUGGCUUUGCGCGCCUUCCUCCUUCCCAAAUCUGCUUCCACCGAGGGGACAACUUCUUCGGGGAACCAUGAAGCGUCACACUUCUGCUGGCAGCUUUCUGCUUCCCCUCUUGCUCCUGGAGCUGGUCUCUCUGGGUCGGGGCAAUCGGCUGCCGUACUUCAUGAACUACUUCUUCGAUACCUACCUGCUGAUCAACGAGGACACUCCUGUGGGCUCCUCGGUGACUCAGCUGUUGGCCCGGGACCUGGACAAUGACCCGCUGGUCUUCGGUGUGGUUGGGGAGGAGGCCAGCAGGUUCUUCGCGGUGGAGAGCAUGACCGGCGUCGUCUGGCUCAGGCAGCCCUUGGACAGAGAGACCAAGUCAGAAUUCACGGUUGAAUUUUCCGUCAGUGACAGCCAAGGGGUGAUCAAAGGGACAGUCAACAUCCAAGUGGGAGACGUGAAUGACAACGCCCCCCAGUUCCACAACCAGCCCUACAGUGUCCGCAUCCCAGAGGUAGGGAUCAUUGCCGCCGCCUCCCCAGGCAGCCUGCCUUCUGGCUCUUCCCUCAGUGGCCACACUUACUGCCUGGUUGCCACCACAGAGCUGGAUGCCCGGCUAGCUGAGGGCCACCAAAAGUUACGGGACUGUCCUCCUACCCUCACUGUGCUCGGAGGGAGGAUUAAACCUCUGGAGGUUGUUGUCUGA